Messenger RNA from Pseudogymnoascus verrucosus, 963 nucleotides. RefSeq lists its product as uncharacterized. NCBI's taxonomy places the organism in Eukaryota, Fungi, Ascomycota, Leotiomycetes, Thelebolales, Thelebolaceae. The transcript has 2 exons. The record is from RefSeq and is a predicted model, not a curated record. Gene Ontology annotation, cellular component: mitochondrion. Bases 1 to 963 code for a protein of 320 amino acids. Gene Ontology annotation, biological process: L-valine catabolic process. Gene Ontology annotation, molecular function: 3-hydroxyisobutyrate dehydrogenase activity; NADP binding; NAD binding.
AUGGAGACGACCGGGCACUCACAAAACCUUCCUCUGGGGGACUAUGGAUUCAUUGGGUUGGGGAUAAUGGGAUACCCCAUGGCCCAAAAUCUGCGUAAAGCACUACCUCCAACGUCAACACUUGUGAUAUGCGAACUUUCACAAAAACAGAUCGAUAAGUUCAUCUUGGAAACCUCGCAACAUGGCCCCAUCAAAGUCGUUUCCUCUCCCAAAGAGGUCUCCGAUAAUUCGGACUUCAUCAUAACUAUGCUUCCAAAGGGGCCUCACGUCCUUGGCGUAUUCACCAAUCCAACGAACGGCCUCCUUGCUGCCGCUCCAUCCGCAUCGCCCAAAUUCUUUUUGGAUUGCUCAACCAUUGAGACUGCCACAUCUCUAAAGGUCGGAAAAGCAGUAGAGAGUUCUGGGCUAGGCCGAUUCGCCGACUCUCCCGUCUCUGGGGGUCCAAAUGGCGCCUACUCAGCAACGUUGACUUUCAUGGUGGGUGGUUCGACAGAGAUCUUUGAAUUGGUUUCCCCAGUUCUGGCAACGAUGGGGAAAAGAGAUUCUCUUUUCCAUUGUGGGCCAGCAGGUGCAGGACUUGCAACAAAGCAGAUUAAUAACUACCUCUCGGCUGUGAGCAUUAUCGGCGUUUGUGAGGCAAUGAAUAUGGGAGUUAGAUACGGGUUGGAUCCGAAGAUCCUAUCAGGCGUUAUUAAUGUCUCCAGCGGGAAAUGCUAUAAUUCACUCGACCAAAAUCCAGUCAAAGGUGUUACGUCAACAGCAGCGGCGAGUAAAGAUUUUGAAGGCGGUUUCAGUAUGGAGCUAUGCAAAGGUGUGGUGGAAAUGGCAGUCCAGCUGGGGAAAGAUGUGGGCGCAAAGAACGUCCUGUCUGAUUUGGUCAUGAAGACAUUUGAAGAUGCUAGUCAGGAUGAGAGGUGCAAAGGAAAGGACUGCAGGUCGGUUUAUAGGUAUAUUUCCGAAUAG